This is a messenger RNA of Funneliformis mosseae, 127 nucleotides long. The record is from the annotation of a GenBank genome assembly. Lineage: Eukaryota; Fungi; Glomeromycota; Glomeromycetes; Glomerales; Glomeraceae.
ACUACGUUAGUAGCGUAGUUCGAGAUCCGGGAAACGAUUUCUUCGAGGAUGUUUUAAAAUACAAAUCUAAUUCGCAAUUGAAAUUCGAAUAUAAGUUGGCCGACUUGAAUAAUCAUAAUCUGGUCAC